AGCCUUUAUGCCUGUCAGCGACUGCGCGAGCCUUUCGUGAGAGAAGUGACUUUCGCCACCCUCUCAGCCAGGACCGGCAACUAAUUUUAGACACCGGCAUUCGGCUUCAACAACACUUCCUCAGUGAAAGAACAUCACGAUUAUCAUGUAGUACCGGUAUCUACCGCACCAUCUUUCUAUUCCAGCUGCUGGCGAUGAAAUGGAUUCCUGGUAACUCUCGCACUGAGCAAAGAAAGUGCAUCGAUCUCUUUUGGAAGAUCAACCACGAAUAUCUGAAUCCUAAUGGUCUAUCUAUUACGAUAGGUGACUUUGGAACCCUUGACAAGAAAACCGGGAGUUUUCAACGCGAGGGGAACAUAUUCGAGCACCCCGAUUCGAGGGACAUUAUGGCGGCCCACGACUGGAAUGAUCCUCGAAAUACUACCACCAUCGAACACAUUUUCAAGCAAACCAAAAAUGUCAGGCGAAUUGACCUUCCCUUUGGGGUCGGAGCAGGAUUAACUGGAAUGGUAGACGGAAAUGUGACUGCCAAAUUUCAGCUUGAUACGGAGCGCGGUGUUCUGCUGUACAUGCACGGCGUCAAGUAUUCUAUUCUUCCCAUCGUCGAGACGUGGGUGCGAAAGCUCGAAGAAAUAGGCCUCUUCACGGCCAAGGGCAUCGUCACGGAAACAUAUACUUGCAGCCAUUAUGACUUGCUCAUGAACAACAAAGGGAAGCGGGAUGUGGGUGUGACUGUCACCGCGAGUAUUCCGAUUCCCGUAGCACCAGCUAUUAGUCCAUCAGUAAAUACUGGAUUCAGCAUAUCAGGUGACAGUGUGUCUGGCUUGAGGUGGCAGGGAACAAAGAAUGCGGAGUCCGACAGCUUCGUUCCUAUGUACCGUUUGAAGGCCUUACGAGGUGGUUCAGUCGAACGGGGAGCACCGGCGGACAAAAUCUUGGUUAAAGACUUUCCUCGGCCAUGGACAGAAAUCGAUGACGAAGGGCGAGAUAUAUUUGACUCCGACUCUGACGCCGAUUCGGACUCGUAAGCAUGAAGUAAAAGUUGUUGUAUGGAAUGAUAUCUUUGCUACAUAUCUUUCUACGUGAAACAAAUAACCCAUAUGGUCCAUGGUCGGUCUUGCGCUGCAUGGCGCGAAUGAAAUACCGAGCAGACCUUCCGACAGAAUAUAUUUCGAAAACGUUAUGUAAAUGAGGACGUAUCCAUCAUCAUGAU
This is a messenger RNA of Guyanagaster necrorhizus, 1213 nucleotides long. RefSeq lists its product as uncharacterized. The transcript has 6 exons. Lineage: Eukaryota; Fungi; Basidiomycota; Agaricomycetes; Agaricales; Physalacriaceae. The record is from RefSeq and is a predicted model, not a curated record. Bases 195 to 1028 code for a protein of 277 amino acids.